CCAGCGCUGCUGCUUCAAAUUCGGCGUACAGGUGAGCUGCAAGGUUUUCGAAAAGAUGGCGGCGGCGGCUAAAACUGUUAAGGAUGUGUCUUCUCACGAGUUCGUCAAAUCUUACGCCGCUCACCUCAAGCGGUCCGGCAAGAUGGAGCUUCCGGAGUGGACUGACAUAGUGAAAACUGGUGUCCUCAAAGAGCUUGCUCCUUAUGAUCCCGACUGGUACUACAUCAGGGCCGCUUCCAUGGCCAGGAAGAUAUACCUCAGGGGAGGUAUUGGAGUUGGCUCCUUCAGGAGAAUAUAUGGUGGCAGCAAGGGGAAUGGAAGUCGCCCACGUCACUUUGGCAAGGGUUCUGUUGCUCGUCACAUCCUUCAGCAGUUGGAGAAGAUGAACAUCAUUGAGAUGGAACCAAGGGGUGGAAGAAGAAUCACAUCCAAUGGCAGGAGGGAUCUUGAUCAAGUUUCUGGGAGAAUCGUUGUUGUUGCACCUUGAGUUGGGCUUGCUUCUUUAGCUUGUGCGGUUUGUUCUCAAAGUAAAAAAAGAUGGUUCCACCAUGAUUUUGGGUUGAAAUAGAAAUCUUUCCAUGUUUGAUCAAAUUUUGGUUCCUGCUUAUCUUUUCUGGAUUUUUGUUAAGUGAUAUUUAAACGUGGUUUAAUUUCUUUCCAGUUUCUGAGGUAUCUUAGUGGACACUGUACUUCUUUUUGUGGAAUUUGUCUUGUCUUUGUUUUUAAUUUAACAUAAUGAAUAAUUUUAAUUCUGGUA
Molecule: messenger RNA, 757 nt
Organism: Salvia hispanica
Lineage: Eukaryota; Viridiplantae; Streptophyta; Magnoliopsida; Lamiales; Lamiaceae
Product: small ribosomal subunit protein eS19z-like
Biological process (GO): ribosomal small subunit assembly; translation
Cellular component (GO): ribosome; cytosolic small ribosomal subunit
Molecular function (GO): structural constituent of ribosome; RNA binding
Source: RefSeq, a predicted model, not a curated record